AUGGCACCGAUGGUCUCAUCGAAGUUUUCCCGAGAGCUAAUUGCAUCAAAAUUGACCCCUCUCUGCCCGAGCGUUCGGGGCCGCCUCAACGGACCAUCUCUAAAUCGGAUGAAACGAACAAUUAACCUAAUUCUGGUACGCGGCUCUGUUUCAGAUGGCACCGAUGGUCUCAUCGAAGUUUUCCCGAGAGCUAAUUGCAUCAAAAUUGACCCCUCUCUGCCCGAGCGUUCGGGGCCGCCUCAACGGACCAUCUCUAAAUCGGAUGAAACGAACAAUUA
Opisthorchis viverrini is the source of this 278-nucleotide messenger RNA. RefSeq lists its product as hypothetical. The transcript has 2 exons. Lineage: Eukaryota; Metazoa; Platyhelminthes; Trematoda; Opisthorchiida; Opisthorchiidae. The annotation marks the transcript as partial. The record is from RefSeq and is a predicted model, not a curated record.